AUGCUCCAGCCUAUCACCAGCUUCGAAUCCCAGCCGAUGCUCCCUUUGAACUCAAACCAUCACCAGGCAAAGGAUGGGGUGGGUUUGCCACGCGCCAUAUCACGCAGGGAUCAAGUGAUCCUCCGCGAAAAGGCACUUUUCACGAUCCCGAAACCAAAUAGAUUCGACGUCACGGAUGAAGACGCCCUCAAAUGCUUGAAAGAUGCGCCUCCCGAUGGAGUUUCACAAUUCCUACUCUUGAAGAGCAAUGCAGAAUGGGGAUUCUCUGAUUUAACUCAUGCAUUUCUGUCCAACCACUUUACACUAGUGCUCCCAGGCGAGCUCAAGCCGCAUCACAACACAGAUGUGAACGAGGAGAGUCCCACAUUUGACGGAGAGGGACCGCCAACCCCGGAAGGGGCUUUUGAUCUUGAAAAUGAGGGGGAGAGCUUCUAG
Molecule: messenger RNA, 435 nt
Organism: Penicillium subrubescens
Lineage: Eukaryota; Fungi; Ascomycota; Eurotiomycetes; Eurotiales; Aspergillaceae
Product: SET domain-containing protein
Exons: 2
Coding region: 1-435 (144 amino acids)
Source: RefSeq, a predicted model, not a curated record